This is a messenger RNA of Ceratotherium simum simum (southern white rhinoceros), 1745 nucleotides long. RefSeq names its product t-complex 11 (gene TCP11). Gene Ontology annotation, cellular component: acrosomal vesicle; sperm flagellum. The record is from RefSeq and is a predicted model, not a curated record. NCBI's taxonomy places the organism in Eukaryota, Metazoa, Chordata, Mammalia, Perissodactyla, Rhinocerotidae. Gene Ontology annotation, biological process: regulation of sperm capacitation.
GCCCGACGCCAACAGCACGCCCUGCCUCCCCAACCCAGAGUCCAUCAGCAACAUGCCGGACGUCGAGGAGAAGGUGCCCCUGAAGGACCCUGGCCACACCGAGAGCGGGUCCUGUGAGCCCGAAACAUCCGUGCCGACCCAGGAAGACCAGAGCGGCCCCGAGGCGCACCCGCCGCGUCUGAUAGAUAGAGUUAACAACGUGUCCAAGCUGAGCAGCAAGAUUGGGAUGAAUCAUGAUUUCCACAUGGAAGAGACAGUUUUACCUCCAAGCAGUCUGGAAGGCAAGGUCAAGGAGACAAUGCACAAUGCCUUUUGGGACCAUCUUAAAGAGCAACUAUCAGCUGCUCCCCCAGACUUCAGUUGUGCUCUUGAACUUCUGAAAGAAAUAAAAGAGAUCUUGUUAUCACUGCUGUUACCACGCCAGAACCGCCUAAGAAGUGAGAUUGAAGAAGCUCUGGACGUGGACCUCCUCAAGCAGGAAGCAGAGCGUGGGGCCCUAAAUGUUCCUCAUCUGUCUAAGUAUAUUCUCAACAUGAUGGCUUUGCUGUGUGCGCCAGUUCGAGAUGAAGCAGUGCAGAAGCUAGAGAACAUUACAGAUCCUGUUCGGUUACUGAGGGGGAUCUUCCAGGUUCUGGGUCUGAUGAAAAUGGACAUGGUGAACUACACCAUCCAAAGCUUUCAGCCCCACCUGCAGGAGCAUUCUAUCUGGUAUGAACGGGCUAAAUUCCAGGAACUCCUCAACAAGCAGCCGGGCCUCCUUGAUCACACCACCAAAUGGCUGACCCAAGCCGCAGCAGACCUCACCGCACUGCCUCUGACUUGCCCUGACAAUCCCAACUCCUCCAGCAUGGCCUGCCCCUCUCCAAAUGAGGCAGCCAAUAGCCCAGAGCCUCUCAGCCCCACAAUGGUGCUGUCCCAGGGCUUCCUGAACCUCCUUCUCUGGGACCCUGAAAAUGAAGAGUUCCCGGAGACCCUGCUGAUGGACAGAACCUGGCUGCAGGAGCUCAAGUCCCAGUUGCACCAGUUAACCAUCCUGGCCUCAGUCUUGCUAGUGGCCAGUAGUUUCUCUGGCAAUGUUCUGUUUGGCUCACCUCAGUUUGUGGAUAAGCUGAAACGCAUAACCAAAGCCCUGACGGAGGAGUUUAACUCCAGGCCUGAGGAGGCUAUGCUGACUGUGAGUGAACAGGUGUCUCAGGAAAUCCAUCAAAGCCUCAGGAACAUGGGCCUUGCUGCUCUGAGCAGUGACAACACAGCAUCUCUGAUAGGACAGCUCCAGAACAUUGCCACGAAGGAGAACUGUGUCCGCAGUGUCAUUGAUCAGCGGAUCCAUUUGUUUCUCAAAUGCUGUUUGGUUCUUGGUGUGCAGCGGUCUCUGUUAGACCUCCCUGGAGGCCUUACUCUCAUUGAGGCAGAACUGGCAGAACUGGGCCAAAAGUUUGUCAACCUAACACAUCACAAUCAGCAGGUGUUUGGCCCCUACUACAUGGAGAUACUAAAAACUCUCAUCUCCCCAGCCCAGGCACUGGAAACAGAAGUGGAGUCUCUCUGAUAUAGCACAGGCUCUCAUCCCUGGCACCUUGGACCCAGGAGAGAAGCCCAUCGUUUUCCUGGGGUGACAUCACAGUGACCAGCAGAGCAGCAAGCCCUCUUCCCCUCCUGCAGCCAGGACACCAGGGCUGUAGUGAUCAAGCAUGUAAACACCAGUUGGCCCAAACUUAUUUGCUAAUAAACUUCUGAACUGCAAG